GAUUCCUAGACAGCACAGAUUGAGCUGCAUUGUAUCAAGGAAGGCGCCCGCUUGCGUCCCCAAUCAUGGCGGUCGACCCUAUCGACGUGGACGACUUUGCCUCGCAGCUUCUGUCUGACAACUCCUAUGAGCUCACAAUGGCAAUGCUGAAGGGUCCAGAAUUGCAAGAGGCGGAAGUCGCUGGCAGCACUUGGCCUCCGAGGCUCCUACAGGAAGUGGCCAUCUACGGACAGGGUUCUGUCCUCCAAAAGUUGAUCAGGCAGAUUCUAGCGGGAAAAGACAAAGCAGGCGCGGGGCCAGGGUAUGCAUUUGAUAUAGAGGGGGGGAACUCGUUGGGGUUUGCCGCCAUGGGUGCCCUGACUAUGGUGACAAUGAGCAGGCCGGCAGCGCAACUGUGCCUAGCGCUGCAUGAAGGGUUUGAGCAGCGGCUGUUCCAGAUGUUUCUGGAGAACGCAAUGUUGAUAAGAGCGUUACCCGAUUGGGACUCAGACCCGCUCAUGUACGCCUCCUUCGGUAUCGAGCUCGUUGCAAACCUGGCCCGCGUGUCGGCCGCGCUGCGUCAGAUAAUGCAAGGAAUUUCGAGGUUCGUCCCCCUUCUGGAGUAUCUCGUGUCGGUCGAGCAUGCCAAGAAAGCGCGCCCUGAGGCCGUCACGGGAAUACGGACGCAGGUUGCGAGGCUUAUGCUCGUCCUGUCGGUGUCGCCAGACUGUCAAGAGUGGUUCAGGGAGUCAGGGUUAGUGAGGGUUAUCACAACCAUCUGUGAAACCACCAAGCCAGGGGCAAAGGGGGAGGCAGUCAUGGCCUGUCUCGUGGCGCUGCUCAGAAUGUCGGAAAGUCCGGAAGGUCUUGCAAUCCUGAAGGCGCAGUCAGCCCUUAUGUCAAUCUUGAAGCGCCAAACCAAGAAAAUCAAUUCGCAGUGCCCCGAGCUCUGGAGGCCGCUCGAACGCAGGCUCUUCCAAGGCCAAGACAGAAGCAUUCCUGCCUUUGGGGCAGGAGAUAAGGAGAUCUGGAAGCUUGCGCGUAAGACGGGCUUCAAUGGCAUGGCAGUCACGUGUUCACUAUCAAACUGCACGACAAAGCAGGAAUAUGUGUCUGGGACAAAGUUCAGCAAGUGCGGGCGCUGCGGCGUUGCGCAUUACUGCAGCAAGGAGCAUCAGCUGCUUCAUUGGCGGACACACAAAAAGCAUUGCUUUAAGAAGGAGAAGAUUCCCGGGACUGAUAUCGGCUGAGAUUCCGCGCACAUUAGAUUAAAGCGAAGAUGGACCAUUUAAUGGAGGUUGGAAUCCGUCGGGAGAGAGUAGAGAUUUGCCAAAAGGUCUUCUUUUGGAGUCUCAUUCGAGUCAUGAGCUGAUUAUACAGGUCACUUGCUUCGCGAUCCUCCGUCGUAAAUUCUUUUGUCUGUUGCUUUGGCGCGAAGGUGCAGCGCGGCAGUUAGAAGGGAGUAACCUUUGAGUUCGUCAAAGUCGGAAUGCAAUUCGUCCAAUCGAACGAUCCAAGUACGCAGCCACCAGGCGCAUCAGGUCGAGCUAGUCCAAUGUAUGACUGCGUUUCAUGCAAUGAUGUCUUGAUGUACUACGAGGGU
Klebsormidium nitens is the source of this 1582-nucleotide messenger RNA. NCBI's taxonomy places the organism in Eukaryota, Viridiplantae, Streptophyta, Klebsormidiophyceae, Klebsormidiales, Klebsormidiaceae. The record is from the annotation of a GenBank genome assembly.